Molecule: messenger RNA, 1299 nt
Organism: Aspergillus fijiensis CBS 313.89
Lineage: Eukaryota; Fungi; Ascomycota; Eurotiomycetes; Eurotiales; Aspergillaceae
Exons: 1
Coding region: 200-1006 (268 amino acids)
Source: RefSeq, a predicted model, not a curated record
CAUCUACCUGCUAAGCCUAUCCUCGAACAAGGAAAUCUGCACCGAGGACUGGAGUAUUUAAAGAACCAAUAAGAUGUGCUAUUCCGUCCCCCUUUUCCACUAUCAUACCCCAUCAUCACCCUCAACCAAAAGCCCACGGGGAUCGUGCGAACGCGUGACCUGAUCUGAACAUCCAAAAGCCAAGCAACGGUAAAGAACAAUGUCCGACGACGACGAAUCCAGCGCAAGCGGUGAAUACCACGCUGAAUACCACCCGCACCUGCGGGAGGCUGCAGCGUACACGGACGACGAAGUGACGCGGCGGGCGUUCGACGUGCGCCAAGUCCGCGGCGCGGACGCCGCCGGCCUCCGAUGUUGCCUGCCCGAAGCGCAGCGCAGCUACCGGACGCCUUCAGACCAAGAGCAGUGUCCGAUGUGCGAUGCGAGCUGCCACCCGAACUGCCUGGACAAGCUGCGCAACGAGGAGAUGCACCGCGGCCGGCCGCUGGCGUACGGCUGCCCGCGGUGCGGCACCCUGUGGCGGACCGACGCCCAGACCACCGCCGCCGCCGAGCGGCAAAACCGGGCCAACGCGGACAGGACUCGGCCAACGGUCAAGCCGUAUCGCUACCGGCGGGACCCCAUCAGCGGGCGGUACGUCUGCACCUUCGCGCCGCCGUCCACGGGCCAACCGUGCGGGUGGACCCGCAACACCAGGCACCAAAUCCGCGUCCAUCACAACCGGGCGCACGAGGACAACCCUGAUCCGUCCUGUGACUGCGCCGGCGUCUCGGUCUUCGACACCGAUGACGAGGACAACAUCAGCGCGAACCCGCCGCCCUGCCCCUGCCCCAUUUGUGCGGAGCAGUACUAUUGUCGCCAUGCCGCCGCCGCGCAUUGCCGGAAAGAGCAUCGGAAUAACUCCUGGCCUCCCAAGUGUCGAAUUUGCCACACAAUAUUUGACAAAUAUCUGGACCUCAUUGUGCAUCUUACCUAUGCGCACCAGAAUCCUCGACCUUCUCAGUAAACAACCCAGGUCCGGCAUCAUGCCAGUGAGGUAAGCCAGCAGUCUGUCUGUAGCUAACACCUCCCUUUUUCUUGGAUUUCGGGCUGUAUUGAUGAGUGGGUGGAGAAAGAGAAAAUCCCUACUGCACUUCAAAUAUCUCGGGAACCACAACAGAGAAAAAAAAAUAGAAAUCAAGGGGCGGAACCCUGUAUUAAAGUCGCUUCGUUACAUUAGUAUAAAGUUCCAGAUGAAGUCCCCACCAUCUGCAAGAUACAAUUUGAUGGAUUAUUGCACAAGCGGCGAACGAGCUUGUA